Messenger RNA from Mercenaria mercenaria, 1409 nucleotides. Its product is annotated as kinesin-like protein KIF2A. Gene Ontology annotation, biological process: microtubule-based movement. The coding region runs from base 329 to 1381 and encodes 350 amino acids. Gene Ontology annotation, cellular component: microtubule; kinesin complex. Gene Ontology annotation, molecular function: ATP hydrolysis activity; microtubule binding; ATP binding. The transcript is spliced from 3 exons. The record is from RefSeq and is a predicted model, not a curated record. NCBI's taxonomy places the organism in Eukaryota, Metazoa, Mollusca, Bivalvia, Venerida, Veneridae.
UUCAAACACUGGAUUUUGUAAACACGGAAAAGAAAACAUUAAUUUCAGGCGAUUUCCUGUACUAUGAGCUCAAAGUAUUAGCAUGUUUUAAGGCUAUUUGUCUGCAUGAUAAAUCUAUUCAUGUAGACUAAUUGAUUUUGUUGAUUAUGGUAUCGUAAACUGAUGGUGUAAUCCUCGCGAAUCGGCAAACUUGGCCAAGCGCCACAGGAGGUGUGAUCAAUUAAAGCAUUGUUUUGUUGUCAUUUGCUCUGUUGACGAGUAAAUACUCUGUGUCUUUUGUAGUUGAUAAGAGGAUAUUAAUUUCAAUUUAAUCACAAAUAAAUCAAACAUGGCUACUCCAAGACUGGGAACCAGAGGAAAACGCAUAUUGCCAAAUAUUCCACAUGUUAAUUUCAAUUCAGAAACAAUAGAGACUUCUAUAUGUGGAACACAAACACCAGGCAGACUUAAAGGCGACCCUUUAAGUCCAAUGAAUAGGCUUAGCAGUGACGAGACCUCAUUGAGGUCAGAAAAUUCUGUUUCAUCAAUUUUUGAUGGUGAAAGUGGGUGUGACCAAAGUAGGAAUACUUCAGAAAAUGUGACUCCAUUGCACAUUAAUUCGCUUGUGGAUACUAGUAAAGCUAAUGCAAAUGUGUCAGUUGCAAUUUCUGUCAAAACAGAUGCAUCCAGUAAUGAUUCUGAUAAAGAAAAUUUUGUUAACAGUCCAAGGGAAUCUAAAUGUGUGAUAGAUCGAACACCAGUUCGUGGAAAUUUUCAUUUGUUAAGUAACGGUUUAGAGGAUGUAGCUUCUUUGCAGUUUUAUUCGCCCAGCCCGAAUAUGAAAGUUCGCCAUGGAACUUCUGUUCGGAGGCAUACACUAGACGAAAAAUUGUUAGGAACACCUGAAUGUUACUCGUUUGUUCAUUUGGAUAAGAAUAGAUAUGAUUUUGGAUACAUAGAUGCAAGAACUGAUGAUGGUGAAGACAGCUGUAGUGUAACAGUGGCUGUCAGAGUUCGACCAUUCAGUCAAAGAGAAUUGGGAGAUCCAAAUGUACGCAAUGUUGUUACUAUGUGUGGUAACGAGACGAAAGUGAAGGCGGACAGUGGAUAUGAACACAGAUUCGCAUAUGAUUUCUCGUUUUCUUCGUUUGAUGUUGGCGAUCCUUAUUAUGUGUCCCAAGAGAAAGUCUACCGGUCCCUGGCGCAGCCUCUACUUGGCAAGGCAUUCGAGGGUUACAACACCUGCCUGUUUGCGUAUGGUCAGACUGGUUCAGGGAAAAGUUAUUGUAUAAUGGGACAUGGAGACGACACUGGUAUUAUACCUAGAUUUUGCGAGGAGCUUUUUUCACGUGCAGACGUAGCACGGGGCCUUGACAAGGUAAUUUUCAUGUCAGAGACUUAACAUUGGUUGGUUUGAAUACGCAGUGGAA